CGAGCAAGUAGUAACGCUAACGUUAGAAGUUUUGUCUUUUGUUUAUCCUUUAUGUUUCUUUCACCUGGAAGAAGCGGAGCUCGAGGAACGUGGUAUCGCCGGAACGGGUAGCUGGUGCUCGUGGAUCGGCCAAGGAGUACAGGCCCAGCACCGGUUGCCAAAAAUUCAUUGGUGCGGAUCCAAGUAGUCGAAAGCGUAUUCAGGCAGCCUUCAACGUAAACAAAAAUGGAACUGGGGGAGAGAGAGGCGCAGAUUUGUCGACUUUGCGGCCAGUACGAGAGCAUAUACAUCGAUGUGUUCGGCGAGGAAGGCACCAAGAGGUUUCUGGGUCUGAAGAUCCAUAGGAAAAUCAACAUUCUGAUAAAAGAGAACGAUGGACUGCCGCAGAUUGUUUGUCUACGAUGCAUGGGCUCGUUGGAGUUUCUCUGCGACUUUCACGAACGUUGUCAGAACACUCAGAAGGAACUUCAGAAGGCUGAACAAGAUGCGUCGCAGGAAACCUACCGCGAAGAAAAUGACGAUUCCGAAUCCGAUAAGGAGAACACUUUAUCGUCGACGUACAACACGAAAGUAAAAACAAAAGGUUUAUCACCCGAUGGUUUGAAAUAUAAGAAAAAUGGUCUGACCGUAAACAGUACAUCACACUAUAGAAGUGAGAAUAAAGAUGAGAGUAAUAAUCUUCACCGCGAAGACAAGGAUGACUGUACAAAUAAUGUUCGUCCUAAUGCACAAACGACCGUGGAAAAUCAUUUAGUCUCUAAAACACAGUCAGUUGUGGAUGAUGCAGUUGUCCCCGACCAAAAAGCACAGGAGAAGCAAAGUAACGAUAACAAUGUAAAAUGCAAAAGUCCAGAAUCGAAGAAUGAUAUCCCAAAGAAAACAGCAAUUCGUAACACUAGGUCAGGAUCUUUGAAUAGUUAUCUAAUUUCAACUAAAAAAUCUGAUAGGAAUGAUGGUACGCAUUCGGAGCAACCAAUGCGGCGCAAAAGAGGCAGAAAAAGUAACUUACAAAAGUUAAAAGAAGCUGCCUUAUCGUUGAAUAUAAAAAGAGACUUGCAGGGAGAGCUGGACGAAAUAAGAAGCGAUGGGAAUCGGGGCAAGAGGCGAUGUCUGCAGGCAAUUUCCACGAAUAAUGAGCCGAAUAUAAGUAACAAUACUGUGAUUUUAUCCAAACCCCAAGUUGAACGGGCGGCGAAUAAUAAAGUAGUGAAUAUAUUAUCAAGUAAACUUCAAGACAAAACCAAUGAGACUCCAUCCGAUAGUACCAUAGUAAGGGACAGUUUAAAGAAAUUCAGAACAAAUGAUAAAGGCUCGGAGAUAGAAAAAGAUUUUUCAAGAAACAAGGUGCAGAAUUCGAUAAGAUGUAAAACAAUAUCAGUAACUGUGAAGCAAGAGAAAGUCGAAACUGAAACAUCUCCACAGUCUGUGAAGUCGAAUCCGUUUGUUUGGAUUCCUAGUGACAUGCUCAUACACGGACAAAAGAGUCCAAUGUGUAAUGAGAAUCGAGAAAUUAAACAACAGCUAUCACGUUUGGGUCCUCAACUAGAGGAUGAUACGGGAAAUUCUGGUGUCUCCAGCAGCACUGAAUCAGAACAUUCGAAAUCAACAACGCCCGUACAUCAGAAUCGCGUGACUGUUAUAAAAUCUUCACAGACCAACGGAACUAUCAUUCCAGCUAAAAUCCAGGGAGAAUCUUCAGAAGUAGUUGUUAAACCAGAUGCGGCGCAUAAUAAUAUAAAGAAUGAUUCGAAGUGUAAUGUCUCCGAUUCCUCAUUUACUCGACGAGUUAGUCGAAACACCAGCUUUGAUGGGAGUAAAAGCAGUGAUCGAUCGUUCGGCAAAAUUUCUGAAUUGAUAAGCGACGAGCAGAAAAACACCAUUGAAACUUACUAUACAGUUGACAUGUCAAUUGUUAAUUCAGAAAAAGUACAGAAGAAUUUAACGAUAGUCGACAAGAAGAACAUACGUUGUAACAUCUGUGGUAAUCUUUACUUUAGAAUGGACAAGUGCCAGGUGCAUAUCUGGAGCCAUUUGGAGAUGAAACCAUACCAGUGCAAGGCGUGUGACUUUGCUACAGUCACUGUUAGCAAUGUUCGAUGCCACAUUAGGAAGAGUCACCUGAAGAUAAAACCAUUCGAGUGUAAUCUCUGUGAAAAGAAAUAUGUCACUGCCGUUUUAUUGGACGAACAUAUGAAUACUCACACGGGUGAACGUCCGUUUAAAUGUAAGCUUUGUGAUUUCGCAAGCGCAAGUCGACAGAUGCUAAGUUAUCACAACGAUACUCAUAAACCAGCAAAGGAUAUCAACUGCAAAAUUUGUGGCAAAGAAUUCUUCUCGAGAGGUAGAUUGCGCGCACACAUGAUCAUCCAUAAUAAGGACAAAGUGGUCAUGUGUAAACUGUGCUCUGCUUAUUUAUCGAGUGCGGAAGCAUUGGAAACACAUCACAGAAAUAUGCAUAUGCAAGAUUAUGUAUGUAAUGUUUGUGGCAAACAUGUAAAGUCAAAGAAAGCUUUGUACAAUCAUCAAAGUGUUCAUGCUGCCGCGAAGUAUAAGUGUUCACUGUGUCCAAACGUGUAUAAGAGUAGUCAGAUCUUAAAAGAGCAUCUUUUGAAGCACGAGGGAAUUAGGAAAUACAAAUGUAGCGUUUGUGCGAAGACAUUUGGACAACAGUCUCAUUUAGCUGCUCACAUGGCGGUACAUAGUAAAAUUAGAUUCCAUUGUCCUGGUUGUAACAGGGACUUCAAUCGACACGACAACAUGAAAAUACACACUAAACGGUGUAAACAGUUUCUCGCGAAUCCACAGUUGAAGAAGCUCUUAAUCAAAAAGGAAAGAAGUACAUCAGUCAGCAAAAUAACGGAGUUAAAUGAAGAUAUGGAGAGUAGAGACACGUCGAAUUCCGGGUCAUCUAUCGAGGACCAAACCGAAAAAUCGUCGGCAAACGUUGUAGAUGAUAAAGAAAAGACUGGAAUGAACUUCUGUAAAUUAGGAUUAAAUAUUGCUUGCUUCGAAACUCCGGACAAAACAUGGACCCACGACGAUGUAUAUAAGAAGGGAGGAAAGGUAAUGGGAUCUGCCGAGAUUAAUGUAAUUCAAAUCGCAAAAGUGAACGAUGCAUUAAUCCCGGAGAACGAUAAUCUAACGGUUUUGGAGAAUGUUUUGGGACCAGAAAGUUUCUAGUAGCUUUCACUGAAAGUGUGCAUAUAGUAUACCACUGAACGCAUGUUAUGAAUUUCGCAUUUUUAUAAUGACGAUGUCCAAGAGUACAAAUCGAUAAUACAAAGGGUGUAUGGAACACUGAAAUUUGAAGAGAUCUAUUGUAAUUAUUCAACAAUAAUACAUUAUUAAAGAAUACUUACGUUUGGAAUUACUUUGAAGCGGGGACAAAUACAGGUAAUUUCGGUGAUUUUGUUUUUGGAAAGAAAGGACCAAAUAUAUUGGUCUAAAAUAUUUGCCAGUAUACUUAUUCAUCUUUAACGAAUAUUUACACAAUUUGAUUCUGAAGAAAUCUGUGUCUUAGUGUGGCAUGCCUGCAUGAUAACGCACGAUUACUUAUUUGAUAACACCUUUUCUGUUGGUUUGAAUCAAAGACUUCAAAAUUAUUUGUAAUCUGUAAGACUAUCUUCAUCGCCCAUACCACGAUCAAUAAUAACAAAAUUAGAUAUAAUGAACAGACUAUGUAUAGAAAAACUAAAUUAUUAAUUUUUCUACUUCAAUUUGUUAUGGCAAAGAAAAUGUGACACAUAUUUUUAUAAUUCUGGUACGAGUGAGAAAGGGAUGUAUGUACAACAUGUGUGUAAAAACGUUCUAGCGUUACAGCGAUCCUAUGUUUAUGUUAUAUGGAAAAGGAGAAAAAGAAUCGUCGGCGGUCCGAAUAAUUUAGUAAUCGAAGCAGUCGUCCAGCAAUGAAUUUUUCAUAAAUAUAUCUCAGACCAUGUCGAUUAUUAUCGACAAUAGUGAAUUCAAUUCCAUAGACCGUUUAACUUCGAAGCGGUCUGUCCACAAAGGGUUAGAAGAUGCCUUGAUCGUUUCUCGAUCCGGUACGCGAUCGACCAAUUUCUUUUCCUCUAAUAUUAGGUAGGUCAUUCUAAGAAAAUCGAAUUGCACGAAGAUUGAAGUGCUUAAGAAUUUAUUUUAUAUUUACUACCGCAACUGUGUUACUCGUGCAUCUCGAUUUUCAUUCGAAGAAUCAUUGAGAGGCUUGCCCUUGAUGGAAACUUCGAAUACACUACCAAAGAAAGCGCCAUUUUAUUCUUUAGUUAGCACAGCGAUUUUCGUCAAUAGUUGGAAAUGGCGCGUUUACGCUUAUUUCAAUUGUAAGUGAAGGAAUUAAGACUGAUAUUUCUAUAGAAAUUCGUAACGAGAAGUUCCUAUCUAAAGUAACCCGGCCCCCGAGUGAUUAAUGUAAA
Messenger RNA from Dufourea novaeangliae, 4409 nucleotides. Its product is annotated as zinc finger protein 235-like. The transcript is spliced from 7 exons. The coding region runs from base 226 to 3180 and encodes 984 amino acids. Gene Ontology annotation, molecular function: zinc ion binding. Lineage: Eukaryota; Metazoa; Arthropoda; Insecta; Hymenoptera; Halictidae. Gene Ontology annotation, cellular component: nucleus. The record is from RefSeq and is a predicted model, not a curated record.